Messenger RNA from Rana temporaria (common frog), 3268 nucleotides. RefSeq names its product E3 ubiquitin/ISG15 ligase TRIM25-like. Gene Ontology annotation, molecular function: zinc ion binding; protein binding. Lineage: Eukaryota; Metazoa; Chordata; Amphibia; Anura; Ranidae. Bases 112 to 1884 code for a protein of 590 amino acids. The record is from RefSeq and is a predicted model, not a curated record. The transcript has 2 exons.
UAGAUAAACAUGGAACUUUCUUCUCUUAUCACUCAGGAUUAUUCCAUAAGGAGGUUCAAAGACCAAUGAUGCGCAACGUGCAGUAAAUCCAUCAACCAAUCACAGUGCACGAUGGCGUCUUCUCAUCUGAAGGAGAAUCUGGAAUGUUCCGUCUGUCUAAACAUUUAUACGGAUCCUGUAACCCUGAAAUGUGGACACAACUUCUGCCGGGACUGUAUUGGUCGUGUGUUGGAUACACAGGGAGGAUCUGGAGGAUAUUCAUGUCCUGAAUGUAGAGAAAAAUUCAUGAAAUGUCCCGUCCUUCAGAAGAACAUUACUCUGUGUCCGAUAUCGGAGAACCUCCAGACUACACAGGGUGAUCGGGACAAAACCGGGAUCUCCUGUACUUACUGUUUUCACACUCCUGUACCUGCUGUCAUAUCCUGUCUGCAUUGUGAAGCUUCUCUGUGUGACGAUCACCUGAGAGUCCACAGCAAGUCACCCGAACACGUCUUAUGUGACGUCACCACUUCCCCCGAGAACAGGAGAUGCUCCGUCCAUAACAAGAUCCUGGCGUAUUACUGCACUGAGGACUCCUCCUGUAUCUGUAUGUCGUGCAGACUAGAUGGAGAACAUUGUGGCCACCAGGUGGAGACUCUGGAUGAGGCCUCCGAGAAGAAAAAGAAGAAACUGAGGAAUGUUCUGCAGAGACUGAUGACCGAGAGAGAGGAGAUGGAGAAACGAGUCCAGAGUCUGGAGGAGCACAGGAGGAAAGUACAAGGAAAAGCAGAUGAAACGGAGAGCGCCUCUGUCCUGUUCAGAGACCUCAGGAGACGUCUGGAAGACCUGAAGAGGAGAGUCCUGAGGGAGAUCUCCGGGCAGACAGAGUGGGUCUUUCUGUCAUUGUCUGAUAUAAUCCAGGAUCUGGAAACAAAGAAGGAGGAGCUGUCCAGGAAGAUGGGGGACAUUGAGGAGCUGUGUAACAUGACGGAUCCACUGACUGUCCUCCAGGAAUCGGACACAGGUGACUUGUGUGAUACGGAGGAUGGAGAUGACAGGGCGAGACGUGAUAAACUCUUCCAUGAUGGAUGGGAUCUGGAUGUGGCGGGGACUUCACACACAGGUUUAUCUGAUAUCAUGUCUGGGGUAAAUGUAGAGAAAUGUCCAGGCACGCAUAUCUGUCCACAUUCUACUACAAAGGGCAAAGGCCACACCAAUGCUGAACCAUCCAGGAAACGCCCCCCACCCACCCCCAUCUUGCAACCAUCCAGGAGAUGUCCCCAACCCUCCCCCACCAUACAACUCUCACACCACCAGGCUGGAGGACCAAAUAUUGGGGGUGUACAGCAAACUUUGGGGGUGUUGGGGGUUACAGACAUAUUCCUGGAUGAGAGGACAGCUGGUAAUUAUCUACAUAUAUCAGAUGACGGGAAAACUGCGUCCUGGUCAUCCAAUAGAAAGAAUCACCCAGGAACACCAAAGAGAUUUCGUUGUUCUCAGGUGAUAAGCGGUCAGAGGUUCUACUCAGGGAGACAUUACUGGGAAGUGGAUGUCGGGGGGGCAGUGUACUGGACAGUCGGGAUGUGUUACCCCAGUACAGACAGGGGAGGACGCCAGUCGCUGAUUGGAUACAAUAAGAAGUCUUGGGGGUUGGGGAGGGGGUGGGGUAAUCGGUACUCUGUGAUACAUGACAAUAAUGAGGUCCCAUUAACUGGCGAUGUCCCCAGUAACAGAGUCAGGAUAGAUCUGGAUUUCGAGGCCGGGCGGAUCUCCUUUUAUGAUCUGUGUGACCCGAUCCGACUCCUCCACACCUUCACCACCACCUUCACUGAGCCCCUCCAUGCUGCGAUAUAUAUAGGUGGAUUAGAAGGUUGUAUAAAGAUAUGUGGGGGGGAUCAGAUGUGAGAAAUCUGCCUAGAAACUGAUGACAUCACAGGGUGGAGAAUCUGAUUGGUGCAAUACUCGGCCUAUAGGAGGAAGCAGAGGACAAGAAACUAAAUGAGUGACUUAUGUAUAAAGCUGCAGGUUCCAGGGCCGUCAUCUUCAUCCUAAACCUCACUUCACUACCCAAUGUGUCACUGACCAGAAACAAGAAUGCAAGAGGGCACAGUGUUCAGACUUCACUGGCUGCAUGCUUGUUCUGGGUCAGUCACACACUAGGUAGUGUAUUAGGAUUGUGAGCUUGCACCUUUUUUUUUUUUUUUUUUUUUUUUAUAGUGUAUCUAGAGCCAAAAACACACACUUUAAUAUCCACAAUGACAAUUCCUACUUUUCUGUCCCCACCGGUUCCUUUACAUGACCAAUCCAUGGAUCUGUGAUUGCUCCUCCCCUCGCUGUGAUGGUUGUCGCUAUGAAUACAGCCAGUGCUAGUCCUAUUCCUAGGGGGUGGGGAUUGCGGACAUGUGGUGGGGGUUAUACAGUCUCCGGAAGUGGAAAUUCUUGGGUCUCUAUAUGGGAAUGUUGAUCAAUGAUUGGAUAUAGAUAGGAUGAUGGGAGGGAUUGGACGAUGACUACAAUCACCCUUAACCCCUUCAGUCCCGGGCACCUGUGUUAGGGUUGCCACCUCUUCCCUUUAAACCAGAACACAUAUUGGUUACACAUGUUCUGUGGCUGAUUUAAGUUGGUAAUUAAACUUGUAUCUGCAAUAAAUUGGCCCCAGAACCUGUGUAUUUCAUAUGUGUUCGGGUUUAAAGGGAAGAGGUGGCAACCCUAACACAUAUUUAUGAAGCCGAGCAAUUCCAUUUCCUCUAUGGCCUUAUUCACCUGAUCAAGAGAAAUAAUUCUCAUAUGAUUUCCUAAUGAUGAAAUGACAUGACCAAGUGCUUAUAUGCUAAUGUGAGGUUCUUUCUAUAAUAACAGGUUCUCUGUCUAGAAUGACUUUACAGAAAGAUGUUAUUAGAGGAAAUUGUUGUUCUCCGGAUCCUUGGAAGGUCUUGUUGGGGAACAUAGAGACAGUUGGUCUCCUUCUUCUACAAUGAGGGAUUUGGGAGUCUGGAGGAGGGACAAGCAGAUAAGGUGUUCAGAGAUAACAGAAAUGAAUGUCUCUUGUAAUGAAUGAUGUGCUGCUUGUACAAAUUCUUCAGUGAAUGAUUCCAUCUGUAAAAUGUUAAUGUUUGGGACGAUCCUCCAUGACAACUGUCCAGGAUCGGAGGGUAAAAGCCUCUCGUUGGAUGAAGAGGUCGGAUCCUUGGUCCUCCUGCCAUGUCUAAGGAUCUCCGAUCACCUUCAUCUCUAAUCUUUACUUUGUAACUCUUCUCUUCUAAAUAAACUUCCAGAACCUUCACCGAGA